Messenger RNA from Knipowitschia caucasica, 801 nucleotides. The record is from the annotation of a GenBank genome assembly. Lineage: Eukaryota; Metazoa; Chordata; Actinopteri; Gobiiformes; Gobiidae.
AUGCCCACGUUCAGCUUGACAUUAAUUCGACAUGGGGAGACGCAGUACAACAGAGACAAACUUCUACAAGGUCAAGGCGUGGACACACUGUUGUCAGAGGCAGGUGCACUGCAGGGACAGGCUGUGGGGCAGUACCUACGGGACAUUCCGUUCAACUACGUGUUUGUAAGCAACCUCCAGCGGGCUGUACAGACAGCCGAACUCAUUCUGAGGAAUAACACGCACUGUUCUAGCGUCAAGAUGGUUUUGGAGCCUUUACUCAGGGAGAAGAGUUUUGGCAUUGCUGAAGGGCGUCCUAAGGAGAGCCUGAAGAACAUGGCCAAUGCUGCUGGACAGUCAUGUCGGGAUUUCACUCCCCCUGGGGGGGAGACCUUUGACCAGGUGAAAACUCGCUUCAAAAAGUUUCUUUCAGUCCUUAUCCACCAACUUGCUGAACCUAAAACCCUUGAGUUGUCAGAACAGGAAGCUGCUGCAACAUCUAAAAGUGGAGAUGACCCAGACAGCGCCCCCUGGGGGUCACCUGUUGAUGGACUAGAGGGGGUAUCUGUCCAUGUUCUUGUGGUCAGUCAUGGGGCUUAUAUACGUAUAGCCAUAAAGCACAUGAUUGAUGACUUGAACUGCUCACUGCCUUAUGGGGCAAAGAUGUCCCAAGUCUUCUCUCCGUGUCCAAACACUGGAAUAACCCGCUUCCUCAUCACUCUGGAGCCCUCAGAGUCCGGCCCAGUGCUUUCUGCUGCCCAGUGUGUCUUUGUCAACAGACAGGACCAUCUGCAAAACAUGGAGGCUGUGAAACUGUUGUGA